This is a messenger RNA of Nerophis lumbriciformis (worm pipefish), 3965 nucleotides long. It is a transcript of the gene acsl3a, whose product is annotated as acyl-CoA synthetase long chain family member 3a. The record is from RefSeq and is a predicted model, not a curated record. Lineage: Eukaryota; Metazoa; Chordata; Actinopteri; Syngnathiformes; Syngnathidae. Gene Ontology annotation, molecular function: long-chain fatty acid-CoA ligase activity. Gene Ontology annotation, biological process: neuron differentiation; long-chain fatty acid metabolic process; long-chain fatty-acyl-CoA metabolic process. Gene Ontology annotation, cellular component: plasma membrane; endoplasmic reticulum; lipid droplet.
CGCCCGGCACGCGCCACUCCAACAAGUCCAAUCAUCGCACGACUAAAAGCCGCUCUCCCUCCCCAUCAUUACAACCUAUUCGACCAGACAAAGCGUGUAAAACUACUUCACCCGUCUCGCUGCUGACGGCCGGGGACAGAAAGAAAGACUCCGUCAAGUGACACAGUCAAAGGCCUGGUGUUCAUGGUCAUCACCGCUUUUUAGCUGCUCCAACGCCUUAUCGAGAUGAAACCGAAAGAAGAUCUGAACCCAGUGCUGCUGUGCAUCGUCCACCUCAUGGUGUGGUUCGACAGCGUCUUGACCUUCCUGCUCGACUACUUUUUUACUUCGUUUUCCAGACCCAAAGGUGACGAUUUUGGUUCUGAGCUAGACCGGGAAAGGAUAGUGAAGGCUCGCCCAGUGCUGGGACAACCGGAGGGACCUUACCGUGCAGUGAACGCCGAAAAGAAACUGAAGACAUCGCUGCACCCGGGACUGGACACGUUGGCUAAGGUCUUUGAGGACGCAGUCAGGAGAACCCCGCAGAAAGACUGUCUUGGCACAAGGGAGGUGAUUAGUGAGGAAGAUGAGCGGCAGAGCGACGGAAAAGUAUUCAAGAAGGUGAUUCUUGGCGAGUACCAGUGGCUCUCUUUUGCCGAGACCCUCUCAGCAGCGUCCCGGCUCGGCUGUGGUCUGGUGUCACUGGGGCAGAAGCCGAAGCGCAACAUAGCCAUCUUCUGUGAGACAAGGGCAGAAUGGAUGAUAGCUGCCUUGGCCUGCUUCAUGCAGGGCUUCCCAUUGGUUACCUUCUACUCAACACUUGGAGGUCCGGCCAUCUUUCACGGCCUUAAUGAAACAGAAGUAACCCAUAUCAUCACCAGCAGAAAGCUCCUGGAGACCAAACUCAAGGCUAUUCUACCGAAAGUUUCAAAGCUGCAGUGCAUCAUAGUAGUGGACAACACGCCAACCGCGCUGCUCGGCAAUCCCAGUGGCAUUAGCAUCCACAACAUGGCUGCAGUGCAGAAGCUUGGAGAUAAGAAUGAGAAAUCAGGGUCUGAGCAGUAUCAGCCUCUGCCUUCAGAUAUUGCCGUCAUCAUGUACACCAGUGGAUCCACAGGUACUCCUAAAGGGGCCUUGAUUUCUCAUACCAACAUCAUUGCGGGCAUCACUGGAAUAGCUGAGCGGAUACCUAACCUGAGCGAAGAAGACAGUUACAUUGGCUACCUCCCUCUGGCCCAUGUACUGGAGUUGAUUGCAGAGCUCGUGUGCCUUUCUCACGGCUGUAGGAUUGGCUAUUCUUCACCUCAGACCCUCACUGACCAGUCCAGCAUGAUCAAGCAAGGCAGCAAGGGAGACACCAGUGUCCUGCAGCCCACUCUGAUGGCAGCCGUCCCUGAGAUCAUGAAUCGCAUUUAUAAGAACGUGAUGGCCAAGGUGGAGGAGAUGACGUCUGUCCAGCGAAUGCUCUUCACACUGGCAUACAACUACAAACUGGAGCAGCUCAGCAAAGGUUACAGCACACCUCUGUGUGACAUAUUUGUCUUCAAGAAAAUUCGUUCUCUCCUUGGCGGUCGAGUACGGAUGAUGUUUUCGGGUGGCGCCCCACUUUCCGCUGCCACAGAACGCUUCAUGAAUGUGUGCUUCUGCUGCUCCGUGGGUCAGGGAUACGGCCUGACUGAGACCUGUGGAGCUGGAACUGUGAGCCAGGUGUGGGAUUACAGCUCGGGGCGAGUGGGACCACCGCUAAUUUGCUGUGAGAUCAUGCUUAAAGACUGGCUGGAGGGGAGUUAUCAUACUACUGACAAGCCAUAUCCCCGAGGAGAGAUUCUAAUCGGUGGUCCCAACAUUACAAUGGGAUACUAUAAGAACCACUCAGAAAACCAAAGCGAUUUCUUUGUGGAUGAGAAUGGACAACGCUGGUUCUGCACAGGAGACAUAGGGGAGUUUCAUCAUGACGGAUGCCUCAAGAUAAUUGAUCGUAAGAAAGACCUGGUGAAACUGCAGAGGGGAGAGUAUGUCUCCCUGGGAAAAGUGGAGGCCAUGUUGAAGAAUUGCGCUAUGGUUGACAACAUCUGCGCCUAUGCUAGGAGCAGCGAGACGUACGUGAUUGCCUUUGUGGUGCCCAAUCAGAAGCAGCUGCAGGCUCUGGCUAACCAGUAUGGCAUCAGCGGCUCACGGGAGGAGCUUUGCAACAACAAGGCUAUGGCCGAGCUGGUGCUUAAGGUCAUCGACAAAGCUGGCGUCGCAGCCGAACUCGUGAGCUUUGAGAUCCCUGGCAAGAUCCAUCUGAGUCCAGACCCUUGGACCGCCGACACUGGACUGGUGACGGAUGCAUUCAAGCUCAAGCGGAAGGAGCUGGAGGCCUAUUACCGGGAUGAGAUUGAGAAGCUGUACGGAGGGGAGUGAAGACAAAGGGUUAGGUAGCACACUCCCUACACAAACCCGGACCGAUCCUCAAAAAUUAUGGUGAAAGAAAGCUUGAGAGCACAUUGUGUAACCCAGGGCCACUCUUGGUGCUCCUACUUGAAUUUAUAGCUGCAUUAAGGCAGAAUCAUCGCUGAUUGUACAAUGGAGACGUUUCCAAGAGCCAUGUGUGCUGCUGUCUUUCCCCUAUCCAGGUGUACGACCUCUGUGUCAAGUGUUUUGUUGCUUCAGAUGGCAGUUAUGAAACGCUGACGGUGUCUGAUGAACUCUAGUGCCACGGCAAAAGAAUUUGAUUUUUUUUUCUCGCAGAAUUGUUUCUGCGAAUGUUUUUAAAGACGAUUAUAUUUCCCUGCAGGUCAGGUGACAGUAAGUGCUUUAUGCCCUGAAUGUUGACAGUGUAAAUGGUCUUUACUGUUCACAUGUAUCAUGCUUAUUAACACAUUACAAAACACUCAGAAUAUUUCAUGAAUACAUUUUAAUAGUGCCAUGUUGUGACGUUACUACACUCCCAGUUUGCAGCUAAUGGGGUUACUGUUAACAAAGAUAAACUGUGCACUUUACGAUGUACUGCACACUAGGGCUGCACGAUUAUGGCCAAAAUAAUGAUCAUGAUUAUUUUUUAUCAAUAUUGAAAUCACAAUUAUUCAUUGUUAGGUAAAACGGUGUUGGGAGUUGUGGGGCUGUUAAUAAAUGCUCCCUAUAUACCAGGGGUAGGGAACCUAUGGCUCUAGAGCUAGAUGUGGCUCUUCAAGAAAUAACAAUGUUAUUAAAAAGAAUUAGAGACUUAUUAUACUCUAAAAAUGUUGGUCUUACUUAAAAAAUGCACGCAUUUAGUUGUCCAUCCAUCCAUCCAUUUUCUACCGCUUGUCCCUAUUUGGGGUCGCUGGAGCCUAUCUCAGCUGCAGUCGGACCGUAGGCGGGGUACAACCUGGACAAGUCGCCACCUCAUCACAGGUCCAACACAGACAGACAACAUUCACACUCACAUUCUCACACUAGGGCCAAUUUAGUGUUGCCAAUCAACCUAUCCCCAGGUGCAUGUCUUUGGAGGUGGAAGGAAGGCGGAGUACCCGGAGGGAACCCACGCAGUCACGGGAAGAACAUGCAAACUCCACACAGAAAGAUCCCGAGCGCAGGAUCGAACCCCGGGCCUUUGUAUUGUGAGGCAGAUGCACUAGCCCCAUUGCCCACCGUGCUGCCCACAUUUAGUUGUUAAAAAAUAUGAUAUGGCUCUCACGGAAAUACAUUUUAAAAUAUUUGGCUGUCAUGGAUUCUCAGCCAAAAAGGUUCCCGACCCCUGCUAUAUCCACUACAUCUGGAAAGUAGUCACGGCACUUCACUGUUCCCACAUAUUAUGUUACAGCCUUAUUCCAAAAUGGAAUAAAUGCAUUUUUGUCCUCAAAAUUCAACAGACGAUAAUGAAAAUAUGUAAAGGUUUUUUAUUUAAUUUUGCAAAUUUAUAAAAAAAAAAAAAAAAAAACACACGUACAUAAGUACUCACAGCCUUUGUUCAAUACUUUGUUGAUGAACCUUUGGCAGCAAUUACAGCCUCAAGUCUGUUU